Messenger RNA from Cylindrotheca closterium, 4428 nucleotides. NCBI's taxonomy places the organism in Eukaryota, Bacillariophyta, Bacillariophyceae, Bacillariales, Bacillariaceae. The record is from the annotation of a GenBank genome assembly.
AUGUCUCCUCAUUCUCCUAUUAGAGUAGGCGAUACGGUCUUUUCCAAAAGUUAUGCUCUGGGUAUUGUGAGAACAGUGUUAACGGAAACAGAUGGCAAAACAGAAACAGUCAAAGUUGUCUGGGAUGAUAACUUAACAACUGUUGUCCAUGUUGAUAGUCUCAAAAAAGUACCAGAAGAAUCACCAUCCAGAAGAAGGUCAGUACCAAGGUCAACACCAAGGUCAAAGUCCAAAGCCAAUCCAGGGUUCCAUGAUGGUUAUAGGAAAGGGGCAGCAGGUCCUACGACGCCUCCAAGAUUAUUGCAUUCCUCCAUCGGAAUAGGUGACACGGUCAUGGAUAAACACGGUCAACAGGGAAAGGCAGUAGAGGAGGUGACAGUAACUCCUGAUGGUGACUCUACAAUCAAAGUUUCCUGGGAUGCUUACGAAAGGGCUGAUAUCGUCAAUGUCAACACUCUCCAAAAAGUACCAGGAGAAGCAUCAGCAAAAAAAAAAUCAGUGUUAAAAGCCAUUCAAGGGAUAGUUCACGGUUGUGGGAAGGGGACAGCAGGACCAGAUCCUAUUGCACCUAGAAUGUUACUGGGUUCAUUUGACAAACAAAGUGACCUUGAGGAACAACCAGCAAGAAAGAAAGUCAAGAAGAUGGAUGAAGAUCCAGCGUUGGCAAGGUAUCAAAAACUUAAUAAAAACGUAUUCUGGAACAAGGAGCCUUUCAAGGGCACACAGGUAGCAAAGAUGUUUGAGGGAAGGGAAUGGCAUGAAGGAUAUGUAAGAUGCAGUUGGGUAGAAGAGAACGGCAGAAAGAAACAGUACAGUCUGAUAUACACAGAUGGCGACAGGGAGGAUGUUGAUCUAGAUGAGCUCAAAAGGCUUGUUGCAAAUUUCAAUAGAAGGAAAGAGGUCAUUUGCAUUGACAUUGAUGACAACAAUGUCAAGGAUGUGGUACUACCAGCUCCGGAGUGCCAUGCGCAGGAAUCAUCAAAUCCAAACUCACAGCUAUCAAGCCCUAGCGCCAAUGAUGAUGAUGCAACUACUACUGCAGUUAACACUGAUACGCACUGUGGCAGCAACCGUUUUGAUAAUGCUAGUGGUCACAGGGAUGACAAAGAUGAGCAAUCCGAUGACGAUAGUGUGCUUCAAGCAGCUCUGCAGCAGGAACAGGAUUCAUCAUAUCAACACUCACAGCUAUCAAACCUUAACGCCCACAAUGACGAUUUUAAUAAUGGUGCUGACAAAGAUGUGCAAUCGGAGGAUGAUAGUUUGCUUCAAGCAGCUCUUCAGCAGGAGCCAGAUGAUGCUACUGAUAAUACUGAUGGUCACAGGGCCGACGAAGAUGCGCAAUCGGAGGAGGAUAGUGUGCUUCAAGCAGCUCUUGAGCAGGAGUCAGAUGAUGCUACAACUACUUCAGUUUACACUAACAAUCAUCAUGCUAGAGAUCAUCUUGAUAAUACUGGUGGUCACAGGGCUGACGAAGCUGUGCCAUCAGACGACAGUGUGGUUCAAGCUGCUCUGCAGCAUCAGCAAGGGCAGGAGGAAGAGCAAGAUCCAGAGCCAUCCGACGCUAGUUCAAUAUCAAAUGUUAGUGCUGAUCACCUUGAUGCACCAGAUGACUUCAUCGAUAAUGAUGAAGAUGAAGAUUUACAGGAGAUCAAGAGACAUCAUGAGUUGUUAACUCGUCUCUUUAAGCAUUUGGAUUUGGAUCAAUACCUUGAAUGUGAAGGUCCGGCCCCAGAGGCAUUGAAAGUUGGAGUUGACGCUGAUUCUGUUGGCAUUCUCACUGAAGAUCUUUCAGAAGUAAAUUGUUUCAAUGUAACUGGUCUUGAGUUUAAACAUGCAAAAACAGGAAAGCGUCCCUAUAAGGUCCGGGCCUCAGUGGCAAGAUCACGGGACUUCCACCCGACCAAGAAGAAUCAAGAUCCCAUGAAAAAACCAACUACCUUGGAUAGGUUCCCUUCUUUCACUGUUGGACAUUUGAACUUUGGAGACUUGAAAGUAUAUUUGUCAAUUCAUGUGCUGCAUCAAGGAAUGGUGGACAGACGCUGUGACCAAGCAAUUGUUGACACUUGGAAUGCUGUGAAUGACUGGGCGCUUCGGAAGAGUACAUUUGAAAAAAUUAUGGAACUGCAGGAGAACUGGAAGUUUUACAGUACCAGACAGAGUCGAGGCUCCUUUAAGGAGACUGUUGAGACAUAUCUCCGUGCCAUUCAGGGCAUGCGUGCGUUAGGGACUGUUGGAGGGGAAAGCAAGAAGAUUGUGUUCCGUGGCCAAUUUGUCCCAUUGCUACAUAUCAAUCUGAUUAGGUACAAACUUCAAAGUCUGUCUGAAACAAGAACUUCUGACCUGAAGGGUGCUGACAACAAAUCAGCUUUUUUGCUCUGUUGGAAUUCUAUAUACCUUUUGCAGAAUGCUGGAUUUAAGGCCACUUGGAGGGAGUGUCUGCAACCCAACCCAGGUACCACUUUCAAUGAAUGUAGAUUCUGCCCACAGGAAGAUCCAUCGCGGUACAACAAAUGGAUGAGAGGACAGGUACGGAAAACCUAUGAAGAAGCCAGAAAAGUGUUUGUCAAUGAUGAAGUUGGAAUACAAUUUGAGACCACACGAAUUGCAAUCGAUAUUGCAAUUACUUUUGAGAGUGGUAGGGAUUAUCAUGUUGUUCCCCUGGGAAAGAACGCAGAGACAACAGUGAAGCAAGCCACAGCAAUUAGACAUGGCAACAGGACUCUAUAUGAUGGCGCCAGCAGUUCUGAUUCAGAGACAGACUCAGACAGCAGUUCUGAUUCAGAGACAGAAUCAGACAGCAGUUCUGAUUCAGAGACAGACUCAGACAAAGAGGACGCCCAACGUUCCAAUUCAGAUUCAGAGCCAGACUCACAGUCAGAUACAGGGGAAGAAGAGGAAGCCAAUGAAUUACCAGAUGGUGGUGAAUCAGAGUCAGAGACAGAGACAGAAGAAGAAGUCAAUGAAUUUCCAGAUGGUGAUGAAUCGGAUGACCUGCCUAAUGCUUCCCAUCGCGAGUGGGGCGUGCCAGUGGAACAAUUAGUGUCCUACCUCAAGCAUAACAUUGAACAUACAACCAGUGCAUCAAACCAAAUACGGAUACGCUACCCUCAACUUAUGACAGUAGGAGUAUAUGGCAAUGGACAAAGCAAGUACGGGCCAAUGGUCUUGGAGGCAAUCUUUGUUGAAACCCACCCAAUCUUUGGUGAUUAUUAUAAAGUUGUUUACAAGGACAAGAAUCGACGAGCUGCACCAAUUGUUCAGCUAUAUCUACCAAACUUGAUCUUUCUUUUCCCGCCUCGGAGCCAUCCACUCUCGAUCCAGGCACGCAAGCUUCCACUCAUGGCUUUGAGGAUGGCUUCCGCGUUUGAACGAGAUCUAAACCCAAUGUUGGUAACAGAUCACUCGGAGUUCAUUGGGGCACUCAAAUCCCUAUUUCAAAUUGGCAACACAUUUUGUGAAGCAUUGGAAGACCAGAACUUCCAUGUUCGUUACGAAAUGACAUUUGUGGCCAGUCCUGAUACCACUGGGAACAACAUAGAGCCCCCCAUCACAGACGCUGUCACCCCUCUAAAUUGCUUAGCCUUUGUGAAGAAAGAUGAGCUCAAAGAAAAGAUGAGACAGAUCAUCACAAUGCAUGAGUCUGUCCUUAAGGAACUCUGCACUGCACUGGAGCAUUAUCCUGCUGUGCUAGCAUCCGUAACACCAGCGCAAUGGACUGCAUGUGUAGCAAUGCUGGAAUCUCUGGCUCUGCUGUUUGGUCUGGGUGGAGGAGGGAAGGGAACUUUGUUGAAAACAAGCCUCGAAACAAUGUCAUCGACCUACUUUCAGACUCACUUCUGGACGAUCCCUUCAAAUGUUUUGAGACUGCCUGCAAAUGCUGAUGGAGCUCCUGGGCUGAAGCUUCCAUUUGAGGUUGACCCAACUCUGUUACGUCUACCGCAGGUGGCCCAACUGCAUCUACAAAACAUGGAGAAUGGUGGCACCAACAUUGAAACUGUCUUGGAUCUCAUGGAGGAGGUAAUAUCUAAGGUAUUCCUAAAUGGUUUGCCUAAGCUACACCACAGCUCAGCUGUCAGAAUUGCAUGUAUGCUUGUGUUUCAAGCCUUUCUCAAGGCAAGCAGAGGGGAUCACCACAACGAGGAGUCAAGUGAGGUAUCUGGUACACUAUUUGACACAGUUGUAUGGGAAAAUGUUGGGAAGGACAUCGAGUCUACAGCACAAUUGUUUGAAGAAGUGGCAACGGCAGUGCUUGCCUACUAUAAAUUGGAGUCUUCCAAUAGGCUUCUAACAAAAUUGAAGAAGGAUUUGAAAACUUUGGAAGAACAAGCCGGUCCUAACCCAAAGACUUUGACCAAAAAACUGUGGGCUGAGGCAGCCAGGAAGCUGGGAGAUGCUGCUUCGAUUUCAGCACUGUGCCGAUGGGAAUAA